AUGUCGGACUUUAAAGCGAAUGUUCAAGAGACCAAGAAUGGGUUCCACGUUGAAGGCUACGAGAAGAUUGAAUAUGACUUCACAUUUGUCGAUGGAGUCUUUGACAUCGCUAACCCGAACUUGGCAAACUGUUAUAAGGCUUGGGGCCGGGUUCUAGCGGUUACAGACAAGAAUGUCUUCGCCUUAUACGGCCCAAAGAUGGAGAAUUACUUCAAUCACUAUAAUCUCAAACUGAAGGUUCACCAAACUUCUAUCGGAGAGAAGGCGAAAACCAUCGAUACGUUUCUCGAAAUUGUUGACAGUAUGACUGAGUUUGGGAUCAUUCGAAAAGAGCCCGUCCUCAUCGUCGGUGGUGGACUCGUGACCGAUGUGGCCGGUUUUGCCUGUGCCGCUUAUCGGCGUAACACGAACUUCAUACGGAUUCCUACUACAGUAAUCGGAUUAAUCGAUGCAAGCGUUAGUAUCAAAGUGGCAGUCAAUUAUGGGCGAUACAAGAACCGUCUUGGCGCAUAUCACGCACCAAUACACACAUUUCUUGACUUCACUUUUCUACGAACGCUACCGAUAGCGCAGGUUCGAAACGGAUUUGCCGAAUUGAUCAAGAUAUCAUCUUGUUCUCAUCUCCAGGUGUUUGACCUUUUAGACAAGUUUUGCGAACAGCUGAUCGAGACAAAGUUCGGUCGAGCUGACGGGUCGAGAGCCGAGAUUCGAAAGGCCGCGGACAUCAUCAAUCGUGAGGGGAUUUAUGAAAUGCUCAAAUUGGAAUCACCUAAUCUUCAUGAGAUCGGCCUUGAUAGAGUAAUCGCAUAUGGCCACACAUGGUCGCCAACGCACGAACUUGUCCCAGAAACUCCACUACGCCAUGGCCACGCAAUUUCGAUCGACAUGGCUUACUCUGCUACGUUGGCAAAACAACGUGGGUUACUGUCGGAUAAAGAACAUAGCCGUUUAUUCAAGUUGUUCUCACGAGCUGGUCUCUCAAUCGACCACCCCCAAUUCGAUGACGAAGUGUUGGAAAAAGGUACUGUCGCGAUUUUAAAGACUCGUGACGGAUUGCUACGCCUUCCCGUGCCGAGCCCUCUUGGGACGUGCGUGUUUCUGAAUGAUGUGUCAACACAGGAGCUAAAAGAUGCCUUGAGAACCCACAAAGAGAUUAUGAGGGCAUACCCUCGAGAGGGUGCUGGUAUUGAGGCUUAUGUUGACAGCAGCGAUACUGGUUAUACAGAUCUCGAUGCGGAGAAUCUGAGUGUCGAGAUAGCUGCAAGGGAAGCUGGCGUAUUGCGAGACAACCAAGGCUUUGCCAAUGGCCUCGGUGGUGCUCAUAUGAUGAGCGAGUCAGUAAAUGGGCAUGUAAGCUUGCUUGGGGUUAACGUUGGCGAUUCAGCAGAUUUAUCGGAGGGACUUAUUAAUGGGCAAACGAACGGGAUAAGGGCUCAGGCGUAA
Molecule: messenger RNA, 1443 nt
Organism: Hypoxylon trugodes
Lineage: Eukaryota; Fungi; Ascomycota; Sordariomycetes; Xylariales; Hypoxylaceae
Product: Dehydroquinate synthase-like protein
Exons: 6
Coding region: 1-1443 (480 amino acids)
Biological process (GO): antibiotic biosynthetic process
Molecular function (GO): 3-dehydroquinate synthase activity
Source: RefSeq, a predicted model, not a curated record